AUGACUACGUCCUCCUCAGGUAUUGCCACGUCUGGCAAGACUCCCCAAGAUAUUGAAAAACGCCUUCAGAUUCUAUUUGCGGAAGGUCAAAGUUUUCUAAAGUCAUCCAGCGUACAGUUGCAGUACAUGAGUGAUCAUGGCCUAUUGGAUAAAGGCGGCAAGCGAGUCCAAAAACAUAUACAAAAGUACCAAGAUGCACAGCUUGGCUCUAAAGCAGUUAUUGCGUUUAUUGGAGAGUCUGGAGCAGGAAAGUCCACACUUUUGAAUGCACUGCUUGAUCGUGAGAAUAUCGUUCCAACAUCUGGUAUCAGAGCUUGCACUUCUGUCGCUACUGAGUUCAGCCGCCGAACCACUACCAUGAAAUCACAGUUCUAUGCUGUUAUCGAGUUUGUCAAACGCGAGGAGUUCGAGAAAGAAGUCGAAAUACUUCGAUAUGAUAUCACUGGGGAAGAUGGAACGCAAUUUGACACCGAGGAUGGAUAUUGCAUGUUAUCUGCGAGCGAAGACGAAGAAAACAAAAGUAACACCAAUAUACCCACAUUUAAACGCCGUCGUCUCUCAGAUUCCUCCUCAGCCGGUGCCGCUACAGUAGCAAGAGAUAAAAUGAAGGCUUUGUUCCCGGGAUUUCAAGACUGUGAUCUUUCGAAUGUUUCGGAGAUGGUAAAAGAACUAUAUGACGGGACCGAGACACUAUCAGUGGGGCAACAGAUUAUUGAGAGCGAUGAUGAAGACGAAUUUGUAGAACAGGUCCACCAAAUGAUCGCAAACCGAGGUGACGAUGAAGAUACAGAGCCCCAGCUUUGGCCACUUAUCAAAAUAAUGAGGAUCCAUCUAGACGCAGAGGUCCUCGAUGGUGAUGCGAUCCUCGUUGAUCUUCCGGGACUAAAAGAUGAUAACGCAGCCCGAGCAGCUGUCGCUCAGUCGUACCUUGCCAAAGCAAACGAAGUCAUUAUUGUUUCUCGCCUAGCUCGAGCUCUUACAGAUGAAACUACAGCGGCAUUAGCGGAAAUGGGAUAUACAAAACAGUUACAAUUUGAUGGUAGGAGAAGAAUUACUAUCAUAUGCUCGUUUUGUGAUCUUUUUCGACCAAACGAUGCGCGACAAGAGUUUAAAAACGUCAAAGGUUUUUGUGCAAGCUAUGAUGAACUGAGCAAAAGAGUGAAAGCUAUACCAUCGCGGCGAGAGCUAAAGAAUUUCAGCACUGACGAGCAGAAGAAAUUUAAAAAGGAAGCGGAAGAGGCAAAUAAAGAACUCCGGGAACUUUGUUUUAAGACCCGGGAUGAACAGGUACCUAUCUUGCUAAGCAAGGUAUAUGGCCGUCUACUCGGAGGAAACAUCAAGAUCAAAAGUUUCCUCGUAGCAUCAAAGGAGUACCAAGAUUAUAUUGAAAAGUUUGGAGACGAACUAGAUGACGAAGAAUUUGCGGUAGUGAAGCGAACUCAGAUUCCGCAACUUCGAGACUAUUGUAUCAAGAUACCUAUCGAGCAAAAGGUGCACCGAACGAAGUUCUUCAUCAACAGCGUUUGGAGAGCGUUUGGAGCUGCUCGAUUCCUGGUUGAGGACCUUGGAACCUCUCUUAGCCAAAAUAUCAGAGAAAACAUCUGCACCGAUCUUGAGAAGGCUGCGACCAGUAUGCAAAAGGGACUUGUGGGCCUUCAGCAAAAGUGUUCAGAAAACAUCGACAAAACAAUCGCAGAGAUUGUUGACAAUACAGAUUUACUUGCAAAAGACAGCUCUGGUCACUGCAAGAAUGUCCAGAAUAAGUUCAGAAAAGAUUUUCGUUGGCAUACUUAUCGGGCAGUGUGCAGAAGACAUGGAGAAUGGAAAUUUGACUCUAAAAAUCUAAACCAACGACUUUUGCAGACUAUUGAUGAAGGACUCGCAAAAAUCUGGAAUCCUUCAAUGGCAAAGAUUCAAAAAAGUCUUUCGGAGUAUACUUCUAAGCUUGAUAAACAAUUAACUGUAUUCGAAAGACGCUGGGAGAGCAUAAUUUAUCAACAUUGCCCUGCUCCCCCGGAGGAGCUACAACAAAGCAUGAAGACUAUAUUGAAUUCACUGAAUGCAAUGUCCGUUGGUACUCAAAAGCUAUCGGCAGACCAGAUCCAGAAAGUUAAUGAUCAACAAAGGGAAAUAAAUCGGGAAUUUACUUCGACGGGGCGAAUCAAAGAAGCUAUGCGUGCUACUUACGACUAUGCGGGGAAAGAAUUUGGUCCGGGAUCUUAUGGUCGUAUGAUCGAUGUUGUAUCGGAUGGGAUCGAGAAAACGGAUGUAUUCAAUGAAAUCAAAGAUGCGAUAUCCCUAGGUUUACGAGACCUCGAGAAAACUCUUAACGAGGAAAAUAUAAGAUGGUGCCAGGAUAUCGGCGAAGAGCUCGAGACCAAUAUCAAAAAUUGGAUUUCGUUGUCGGACAAAGUGGAACAAGCCGAAAUUGAAGAGAAGGCCAAGCUGAAAGUGAUUAUAUCAAAAUUUGAACCUAGGAUGAAGAAUCUACUUUCCGAUACAAAUGAGCUUGAGGCGCAGCUAUAG
Molecule: messenger RNA, 2526 nt
Organism: Orbilia oligospora ATCC 24927
Lineage: Eukaryota; Fungi; Ascomycota; Orbiliomycetes; Orbiliales; Orbiliaceae
Exons: 13
Coding region: 1-2526 (841 amino acids)
Source: RefSeq, a predicted model, not a curated record